This is a messenger RNA of Engraulis encrasicolus (European anchovy), 5069 nucleotides long. It is a transcript of the gene atxn10, whose product is annotated as ataxin 10. NCBI's taxonomy places the organism in Eukaryota, Metazoa, Chordata, Actinopteri, Clupeiformes, Engraulidae. Gene Ontology annotation, cellular component: cytosol. The transcript is spliced from 11 exons. Gene Ontology annotation, biological process: neuron projection development. Bases 22 to 1479 code for a protein of 485 amino acids. The record is from RefSeq and is a predicted model, not a curated record.
CAGCAAGGCACACUGGCAAAGAUGGCGCAGGCUGGCGAGGGAGGAAUGGAUGAUUUCGCUUUUAUCACGGGAGAUGCGUUAACCGAAGAGUUCGGUGAAAAGCUCCUAGAUUGUCUUAAAAGUUUGACAGUCGCUUUCCGUUCUCCAGACUUCAGAGCCAGUGCCAAAGAGGAUGUCUUGAAAGCACUCAAAACUCUCCUUGAAAAGUCAUUCGCUUCCAUGAAGAAUUUGGAUGGAGAGGUUGAGGAGACAUCCAUGUGCCUUCAGGUGGCUGUUGAAUGUUUCCGAAGCCUGCGAAAUGCCUGCAUCCAGUGUUAUAACAACCAGUGUCGGUUAAGGGAACUGGGUUUCGUUGAAACCACUACUGGAAUUCUCAUUACUGUGCAGAAAUGUAAAUACGAGGAAUCAGACUCCCUUUGCAACGUUCUGCACUGUGGGAUCCAGUUUCUUGGUAAUUUAGCAGUACAGAACCAGAGCUGUAAAGAUGACAUUUGGGAGCAUGGUUUUCCUCCGCUGUUUUUGGCUCUUUUGGACUCAAGUGAUCAGAAAACAGUGGCGUAUACUUGCAUGGCUCUCCAUACCUGCCUUAACGAGGACAAGGUGGAACAGAUGACCCAGGAGCAGGACUCCUUUGCAGUGGCCCAGAAGGUGCUAGAACUCUGCAGGACACAGCCAGAAUUAGACUGGACGAUUCUCAUUGUAACGGAACACUUCCUCAAGUCCCAGACACUGAUUGAGAUGAUGUUGUCCACCAUGAGCCCACAGGAAAGGUCGACCCUGCUGGAGCUGAUCUCGGCUCACCUCGGCGAGGGUCGCGAGGAGUCGGAGGAGUGCGGAAUCCUUCCGGCCACAGCUGAGUUCCUGGCCGGCUCCUUCAAGGACAGCUGCAAAUCGGUUCUGUUGCUCGACUCCGGUGACUCCUCAGACGACGAGGAGGCAGUCAUUGUGAUUCGACUAUUGGAUAUUCUCUGUGAGAUGAGCUCCGGCCUAAAGGUGUUCAGGAGUCUUCAGGACCACCCAGAUCUUCUUGAAACUGCUAUUGUGCUUCUGAAAGAGGUGCAUCUCCUGGGAAGGGAGGGCAAGAACGUGUUCAGCUCGGCCCAGAACUUCACUGACAUGGGGACAGGGACAGGGGGCGCCUCUUCUCACCCCAUCGUCAGCUUCAAGGCCCACCUGGUGCGCCUGAUCGGGAACCUGUGCCACCAGAACGCCACUAACCAGAACAAGGUCAGAGAGUUGGAUGGCAUCUCUCUCAUUCUGGACAACUGCAGCCUCGACAGCAACAAUCCCUUCAUCUGCCAGUGGGCAGUCUUUGCCAUCCGAAACAUUCUGGACAACAACAUGGAGAACCAGCAGGUGAUCCAGUCCCUGAAGAGGCAAGGCGUGGCCGACGACUCCGCCCUGAGGGACAUGGGCUUCCGGCUGGAGGAACGGGACGGCAACCUGCUCCUGCGACCCUGCAAGAAGGACCCCAAAUAACCCUUGGAGACACAGGUCAAAGGUCACAGUGGUGCCUCAGCUAACGACAGUGUGUCUGUCGCAGGUGCUCUCCUUCCUAUUCCCAACUCUAGUUAUUCUCCAGUGUAAAGACCUGGACCUACCAUAGUGUACUUGGCUGGACUCAAAGCGGUAGUGUAGGUGACUGAAAUGGGUCAUGUAAGGUCGACUGACGACACGUGUCCUUACAUGACCCAGAGACGUAUGCUGUUGUUUUGAGUUUGCUAAUAUCUUCCUACAAGAUGACGGCCCUCAAGCUCAAGGCAACUCUUGGUGAAGCUGUUGGCAACAAGACGCAUUCUAAAACAAAGCUGACAAUCACUUUUUUGUAUUAUUUAUUUAUUGCUUUUGGACUGAGGACAUUUUGGCCUCGCUCAGGUUGGACACCAAGUGAAUGGACACUGACAGUUCAUGCUCUGUACCAACAGAGCUUUUAAACUUAAAUUUGGCUGGGGAUACCUCACUGAAAAGCAGAGAUGUGACUGAACUUCCUCAGCUAUACCCUUAUCACGUGUAUUCUUACGUAUUGUUUUGGAGUGGUUUGCAUUUUCUGCCACAUAAUGCUAAAUUAAGCUGGCAAUCUAAAGGUGAAUAAAAUGAAUACUGAUCAGACGGUGAUGUUCUUGGAGUGCAACAAAAAUGUGUUUAACACCAAUGUGAAUUUACAAUAACCUAUUUGUUGCUAGGGAACAAUCCUAAUGAUUUUAUUGUCAGCAAUUGGAAUCUACUCGAGCACUAAAUGGGCUCAACCCCCGUAAGUCAUAGAAUCUAAGUCAUAAAUCAAGGCAAUGAUGUGUUCUUGCUUCCUAGGGUACCGUCUGACAUAAUAUGCUAGUGCUUCCUUCAGUGCUUACCUUGACAUCACUUCCCUCCCACUUCAUCACAAAAGAACACAGGAAUUAAACUUGACCUACAAAUCCAGUGAUGUACAGUAAUAUGAAUUUGGAUGGAUAGACUCUUUCUCAUUCACCUUCCAUACACUCCAGUUGCUGUAAAGUAGUUUAAAAGCACAAAUCUAACAACUAACACGAUCUGAAGCGAUACAUUUGUCAAUUGCAACACCUAGCUUCUUCUGUUGUUGUUUUUUUCAUGGUGCUUACUAACCACUUUUUUUCCAAUUCAUACGUAUGAAUUAAUUUAUGAUCAAUUGUCAACACCAGCCAACAGAUUUUAAACUUUUUUUCCCCCUGAGUGCCUCCAUUGAGUUCUACAAUGGUUGCCAUGUUGGUCCGCCAUUUUGAGACGACAGUCAGUCCCCCAAUGGCACCAAGCAGUGGGAAAGUACAGAUUUUACAUUUCUCAUCCCAUUGUGUGAUAUACAACCUCACCCACCACCACUAGACGGGAUAAAAUCUUACACAGGAAAAGCUUCGACUAACAACUUCCCUGUUGGAAACGAAAACGCUGUAUGCCUUCCGACUCCGUUCCCCGACCAGGGACAACAGAGCCUAAUGGCGCAAAAGUGAAUCAGACCAGAAGCAUUAGCUUUGCAGAAUCACACCUCCUGCCCCGGCGUGAAUAAGCUGAGUCGUCCUGACACCUCCACAAUGGGCCGCUUUGCAGACCGGUCCUCCCAUUCAUCCCUCCCUGUUUGCUCUGCCUCAUAUUUUUUAAUGACAAAAUGUUUGGCUGAAACAAUCGGGUUUACUUUCGCCCAAUCCGCCGUAUAGUUCGGGGAGCUUAUGUGGUUCCGGUCCCCAGCGUUUCAGACAGCUAACAAAACACGGCCGUUUACUUCUGCACCGGUGGCUGCCUGUAAUGCUUUUCACACACAGGAAAAACCAGUAGCGAGCGUUUGGCUGGUAGACCCGAGGUGGAGCCAGGCCGGCAGCGUUCACGCCUCGCUCCAACCAUCACAUUAGCCGCACAUCAGCAUUUCCAAAUCUGACCCUUGAUUGUUAUUAUGUUUUAUUGUUAUCAUUAUAGUUCUCAUCAUUAACAUCGUUACUAUACAAGAAACCCCACCCUGUACAACAGUAGUAGUAGUAGUAGUAGUAGUAGUAGUAGUAGUGCUGGAUGAGGUUGUGAAUGACUUGAUCGUCAAAACACCUUGCCUUCAGUUUACACAAUAAAAAAACACAAGCCCUUUCAAUAUUUUAUUGUCCAAUCAUGUACUGUGUUUGUACAUAAACAACUCUGACUUUAUUGUUAGCAAACCGCUUAGAAUUGCUGACCUAGAGUUUUGCAAUUUUGCCAAAUUAGAUUUUUGAAGCUAAGCACAGAAGUUGAAUGGAUUGAUAGUCACUAGAUACAACCAGGCAGGAAAGGAAAGCAGGAAAUAAAAUGAUCUCUGAAGUAAGCGCUGAACCUGGGAUACUUGGAAAACAAUGUUUUACGUACUUUUUUCUCUCUCUGGGACAAAAAUAGCAACAUACUAUGAAAUUUGUACGACGAGGAUAAGGAAAAUAGAAAUAAUGCAUGACAUAAAGUGCCAUAUCUUAUACAUAUAAAAAAAUAUACUUUUUGAAAUUUGCCAUAGUUUUAUAUUUAUAUAAAACCCCAUAUAAACAAUUCAGAAUAAAAAGGAUGCCCCCAAAAUAGCUUGAUGGCCUUUGACCGUGUCAAAAACCCCCCAGCUGUAUGGUUAGGCAAAUUCCAACAGCUUAGCCAUUAAGGGAACUCCCCUGGAAAAGACCAUUUAACAAGCAAGGACCAGCGAAGUGGAAUUCCAUGUCUGGUGCUCAUGGGAAAGUUCUAUGUUGGGUAGGACCAUAACAUUGCAAUAUCCAUCCAGUUUCAUGUGGCCUCAUAGAGACAAAAGUAGGGCUCCAAAACAUCACCAUACCAACAGAGCUGUAACAGGCUGAAAAAAAUAUCACUUCACUAACUCGUAAGGUUGUUGAUUCUAAGGUGUCUUCUGAAAUGUGCUCUAAAUACCGUCUCUAUUACAACGACAUAUGCCUAUGUGGUUAUAUGUUUCACUAGUUAGAUAUUUCACGGUCAGUUGAAAAAAAAAAAAUUAUGAUUCUUGUCUUUGUUCGGCAUGUCCAAAAAUGUUGCUAAAUAUCUUCCACUUCAUAGCUGGAGUCCAGUUGACUUGAAUGGCAAAGUAGCAAUGAAAUCGUUUCCUUUCAAAGAUCAAACUUAAAAAGACCCAGGUCCAGAGCCCAUAUACCGGUAGGGUUAAGCACCACUACCUAUGACAUAAAUAAAUCCUCUUCAGUGUUUUAGAAACAGUGCGACUCGACCACGUAAAAUAUGUUGCCGUUUUUAGCGACCAGUUACAUCUCAAAAAUUCAUCUCACAAUUCAUCCAUGUGCCCGUGGCAUUCAAACGGCUCUAAAUAGGCAUUCCAGUUUUACAUGGGAUCUCCUGCAUUGCCGAUUUGUCCCAUCGUUUUUUUUUUUCCUCAUUUUUUUUAAGCCAGGGGAGGGAGUAAGAUCCAGUUAACGGGUUUCUGAUCCAUCUUCUCUUGAUUUAUGUGCUUCACAACACAAGUUCCCCAUUAGUGGCCUUUUUGAAAUAGUUCAGAUAGACAGACAGUUUGAGGGAAGAAAUUUUCUAAGAAAAUGUUUUGUCCUUUCCCCUAAAAAGAGUCAUCUUUUGUGCAAAAUAAAGCCAUAAAAAAGAGA